GUCUUGCGGGGCUCCCUCCGGGCCGCCCCAUCCACCGUCCUCCGCAGCCUUGGGAGCUAGGAGGAGCCAGGGCAGCCCAGGGGCAGCCAUGGCGGAGCCCGAGGCUGGGACCGAGGACCUGGACACCCUCGUCGAGGAACUGGACUACCUGCCCGGCCACUUCCACCUGGAGAUGCAGCUCAAUUUCGAGCCGCGCUCACCGGCUGAGCUGCGCACUCGGGACCUGAAGCUCCAACGGGAGGGUCUGCGGCAGGAGCUGGAGCUGGUGGCCUCCCCGCAGCUGCUUGCCGUGCGUCACCUCCUGGGAACCUUUUCCUUCUACCUGGAGGAGCUGGACGAGGCCCGCGAGCGUUUCCUGGAGGUGGCCCGCGAAGACCCUGGCAACCUCAACGCCUGGGCCAAUCUGGCACACGUCUACGGGCAGCUGGGACAGGAGGAAGAGGAGGAGGCGUGCGCCGCGAGACUGGCUGCCCUCAUGGGCCUGGCAGGGGCCCCCGAGGAUUCAGGAGACCCACGGCUCCGCGCCGCCCGCUGCCUGGCAGAGCAAGGAUACGCACACGGCUUCGAUGUGGGCUGUGCCAGUCCAGAGGAGCGCGCACAAGUGCUGGAGGCAGGCAUCGCGCUCUACGACAGGGCACUGGGCUAUGGGCAGCAGAUCCCAGUAGAGGAGAAAAGGAGCUGGUACUUCACCAUGGCAACGCUGUUCAUCAGGCUGGACGGCAUCUUGCUGGAGAUGGGUAGUGAGGGGCAGAAAAGGCUACCAGCCUUCAACCGCACGCUGGCCUUGCUCCGGCAAGUCCUCAAGUCCUCAGACUCCCGACACCAAGCUUUGGCCUGGUGCUAUGUUGGCAUGCUGCUGGAGAGGAAGGAGACCUUCUUUACCACCCCCAUGGGCGUCCAUGAAUGCGGGUACUCCGGCAUGGAGCCCCUGGACUGCUUUGGCAAGGCCAUUGAGAUCGCCAAGGACCAACCUCCCAUCCUGAAUCGCCUGGCCAAAAUCUUCCACUUCCUAGGAAAGCAGGAUAUGGCUAUAGGAACCUGCAACAUGGCCCUGGAUGUGCUUAGAGACCCACAGCUCAAUUGGCAGGCAUACUGCACCAGGGCCAAGGUCCGAAUCAGAGCCUAUGUCCACGACCUGGAACGGGCCAAGGUGGGGCUCGGGGGUAUGCCUGACAGGAACCACCUGGCCUGUGCCAAAGCUGACCUUGAGGAAGUGGUCAAGGUGUACCCAGGCCUCAGGACCUACCUAGACAUCGGCCAGGUUUACUACUACAUGGGCGUGGACGCCAUGCGGGAGCUGCUGGCGGUGGAUGAGACUGCGCUCAACCAGGCGCUGGUCUUCCUGGCGAAGGCUGGCGAGUUGGAGCUGGGAGACACGUUGCCAGAGCUGCAGCUGCUGCGCGGCAAAUGCUUGCGAGUCCAGGGCGAGGAUGCGAACGCGGCAGCCUGCUUCAAGCGUGCAGUGGAGCUGGACGACACCGGCUCCAGCCACACCGAGGGCUUCGGCUUCCUGCUCGAGGCGCUGCUGGCCCAGUGGAGCCAGGCGCAGCUGAGCGAUGGCGAGGUGGGCUGCGAGGUGGACAUCUGGCUGUGCCACGCCCAGAGCAAGUACCCAGUGGCACGCCUACGCCAGGAGCUGCAGCGUGUGUGGCGCGGCCACACGGAGGAGGUCCUGGGCCUGGCCCGUGCGUUGGUAGCCCAGGGACGGCCGGCACUAGUGCGCCUGCUCUUUGAGACUAUGGAACACGAGGGCCAUGCAAAAGUCGAGCAUCUUCCUCCUGAGUCAGAUGCUGAUGCCCUGAUGAGGCCCGGUCCCGAAGAGGCCGCACCCAGAUGAUUGGAUCUAGUCACGGCAUUCAAGAGAGCCCACCUGUCAGGGCGAGCAGAGCCAGGAUGUUUUCUGCGCUGGGCUACAGUUCAGUAGAAGGCUUGCCCUGGGUUU
Messenger RNA from Peromyscus eremicus (cactus mouse), 1942 nucleotides. RefSeq names its product tetratricopeptide repeat domain 22 (gene Ttc22). The transcript has 7 exons. NCBI's taxonomy places the organism in Eukaryota, Metazoa, Chordata, Mammalia, Rodentia, Cricetidae. Bases 89 to 1837 code for a protein of 582 amino acids. Gene Ontology annotation, molecular function: protein binding. The record is from RefSeq and is a predicted model, not a curated record.